Molecule: messenger RNA, 2101 nt
Organism: Tribolium castaneum (red flour beetle)
Lineage: Eukaryota; Metazoa; Arthropoda; Insecta; Coleoptera; Tenebrionidae
Exons: 9
Coding region: 195-2057 (620 amino acids)
Biological process (GO): protein folding
Cellular component (GO): endoplasmic reticulum
Molecular function (GO): protein disulfide isomerase activity
Source: RefSeq, a predicted model, not a curated record
GCUUUCGUUAAUCUGUCAAAAGUCAACAACUUGUCAAUUUUUUUCCAUACAGAGUCCCGGCUUUAAAAACCGUAAUUUCGUCUAAGUUUAACGUGGGCCGACGCAUUCCACGUCCAAAAGUACUUAAAUGACUUAAAUAAACAUGUUUUAAGUCAUUAAUUUAAAAAAAUCCACGUAAAUUUGUCCAAAACACGAUGAAACAUUUCAACACGAUAUUUUUUCUUCUUCUGGCCUUCGAAAUUAACAUCUAUUUAACCAAGGACACAAAAAAUGCUGUCGUUGAUAACAUUUACGAUAUCAAGGAGUUUAAAAAAUUAAUCAGGACAAAAACGAACGUUUUAGUUUGUUACACGAAUUCGAUCAAGCAGGCGUCCCAAGUGAUCAAGGUCUUUAGGGAAGCGGCUGAUGUUAUCAAGGGGCAAGGCACCAUGGUUGUAAUGGACUGUUCAGGGGAGGCAAAAAAAGUUUGUAAAAAGUUGAAGGUCACCCCUGAUCCUUUCAUUUUCAAACAUUACAAAAAUGGGGAAUUUAACCGCGACUAUGACAGAAAAUUUACCGUUAGUUCAAUGGUUAAUUUCAUGAGGGACCCCACUGGGGACUUACCUUGGGAGGAAGACGCCUCUGCUAGUGAUAUUGUGCACGUUCCGGACGCUGAGACUUUGGCUAAAUUUAUCAGACAGGAAAGCAGGCCUUUGAUGGUCAUGUUUUACGCCCCCUGGUGUGGUUUUUGCAAAACUUUGAAGCCGGAAUAUGUGGCAGCGGCUAAAGAACUGAAAGGACACUCGGUUCUGGCCGCCAUUGAUGUAAAUAAGCCUGAAAACGCCGUCAUUAGGACCUUGUACAAUAUUACGGGAUUCCCCACACUUUUGUAUUACAAAAACGGUGCGAUGAAAUUCCAAUACGAAGGCGACAAUAAGCGCCAAGCCAUCGUCAAUUUUAUGAAAAACCCCUCAAAGCCGGUGAAAGUCAAGGAACAAGAAUGGUCUGAAGUCGACAGCGAAGUCGUCCACUUAACCACGACCAACUUUGACCCCGUUGUUAAAGAGGAAGCGUCUUUGCUUGUAAUGUUUUACGCCCCUUGGUGUGGCCAUUGUAAGAAAAUCAAGCCCGAAUACGAAAAAGCCGCCGCUAAGCUCAAAUCAGACGGGAUUCCAGGUAUGAUGGCCGCGGUUGAUGCAACGAAAGAAGUGAGUAUUGCUGACCGUUUCUCGGUCAAAGGCUACCCCACGAUGAAAUAUUUCACGUACGGGGAACACAAAUUUGAUAUUAAUUUGCGAGAAGCGACAAAAAUUGUCGAGUUUAUGAAAAAUCCAAAAGAACCACCGCCGCCUCCACCACCGGAAAAACCAUGGUCGGAGGAGGAGUCCAGUGUUGUGCAUUUGAACGAAGAGAAUUUUAAAAGUUUUCUUAAAAAGAAACGACACGCACUUGUUAUUUUCUACGCACCUUGGUGUGGCCACUGCAAGAAAGCUAAACCCGAAUUCACCAAAGCAGCGGAAUUUUUCAAGGACGAUCCCAAGGUUGAGUUUGCAGCAGUGGACUGUACGACGUAUCAGGGCGUUUGUUCGGCUCAUGAAGUUAGCGGUUAUCCCACCAUUAAGUAUUUCAGUUAUUUGAAUAAAGUUGUUAAAGCGUACAACUCAGGCCGGACGGCCGAUGAUUUCAUUGCGUUUAUGUCAGAUCCAGAAGGCAAUGGCUCAAGUCAAAAAACAAUUGUUCCACAAUUGACUGAUGCCAACUUUGAGGAAGAAAUCUCAAGCAAGUCGGCUGUGCUUGUCAUGUUUUAUGCACCAUGGUGCAAACAGUGCAAAGAAAUAAAACCAGAGUACCAGAAAGCCGCCAAUGAGUUGAAACAGGACGGAUUUAUUGCUCAAUUAGCUUCAGUUGACUGUAGUUCGAAUCCUGUAGUCACUGAUAAGUACGACAUUGGCACAUUUCCCACUUUUAAGUUGUUUUUAAACGGUAAGUUCGUGGCCGACUUUACCGGCAAAAGUACGAAAGACGAUAUUAAAAGUUUCGUGGUUGAUGUGAAAAAUCGUAAAAAUAAGGAAUUGUGAGAUUUUUACUGCAUAUUUUAGAAAUAAAAAACGGUUUAAAUUUU